GGGUGGCGAGGGCUUGCCAAAAGUUGCAAAGCAGCAGCGACACCAACCUCGUUAGGCCCCUGCAAGCUGCCUAUCUCCUGAACGCGUGUGCACCGCCGUGGCUCCCCGCGCCGCUGCCUGCAAAACGCAUGAAUGAAAAUCCGCCCGGGCAGGGGCGCGUGGCUUGCAGCGACAGCCAGGGGCGAGCUGCCCCGCGUCCCGAGAGCGGGGGCCAGACGGGAACCCCCGGAGAGCGGAGCCCCGUCAGUGCCGGGUGUCCCCGGGCGGAGGAGGCAGCCGGGCGCGCUGCCCUGCAAGGGGCCUGCUUAAAGGCUGGUGGCCGAAAGUGCAACCUGAUCCCCCGGCAGCUCCACGCUGGUGGUGUCAUGGAGACGUUGACUGAUCAGCCUGUGCUCGGUGUCCAGAAUUACUUGGAGCGGGCGGCACAAAAUCUCAGACCCAUCACUGCCAUCAAGUUCUACGUCUCCAGCCGAACGGACACCGGCGUCCAUGCCCUCUGCAACUCCGCUCACCUCGACGUCCAGAGAGCCGUCGGGAAGCCGCCUUUCCCCGCAAGCGUUAUUGUCUCCGCCCUCAAUUACCACUUGAAACCCGAACCAAUCCGCAUUCUGAGUGCCUAUCGGGUGUCCGAUAACUUCCACGCACGCUUCUCUGCACUGUCCAGAACCUACAUUUAUCGGCUGGUGACCGGCUGCUCUCACCAUUCCCAAAUACCGGUGUUUGAAAGGGAUCUGUGCUGGGCUCCCAAGGGAGACCAUUUGAACGUGCCUGCCAUGCAGGAAGCAGCAGGUUCCCUCCUAGGGACCCAUGAUUUCAGCACCUUCCGCUCAGUCAGCUCUGAAAAACCUUUCAAAUCUCCCAUUAAAACCCUGGCCCAGGCAGACAUCCGACCCUCUUCUGGCUUCAUGUCGCAUCACUAUGAAUACAGGGGACUGCAGUUCUGGGAGCUAGAAUUCAAGAGCAGAUCAUUCCUCUACAGGCAGGUACGAAGGAUGGCAGGGGCUCUGGUAGCAGUUGGCCAAGGCAGGCUGGCUCCUUAUCACAUAAAGGAACUAUUAGAGAUGAGAGACCCACUGGCUUAUCCACUAAACACCAUGGCUCCGGCAGCUGGACUCUUCUUGAAAUCUGUGGAGUAUGACGACGCUGACGUGGACACAGAAGGUAACGCAGCAGAAUAGCGGCCCUGUGAGACGUGCAGCUGUGCCUGAAAGAACUCGGUUGGUGGGGGCCGUGUCGCAGAGGUUUCCAGAACUCGCUUUGCAUGCUGAUACGCAGCCGGGUCUCAAUAAACCCCAUUGAUUGUGGCUA
Molecule: messenger RNA, 1308 nt
Organism: Mauremys reevesii (Reeves's turtle)
Lineage: Eukaryota; Metazoa; Chordata; Testudines; Geoemydidae
Gene: PUSL1
Product: pseudouridine synthase like 1
Exons: 8
Coding region: 129-1178 (349 amino acids)
Biological process (GO): tRNA pseudouridine synthesis
Molecular function (GO): RNA binding; pseudouridine synthase activity
Source: RefSeq, a predicted model, not a curated record